Messenger RNA from Electrophorus electricus (electric eel), 1789 nucleotides. RefSeq names its product cystinosin, lysosomal cystine transporter (gene ctns). Gene Ontology annotation, cellular component: lysosomal membrane. The record is from RefSeq and is a predicted model, not a curated record. Gene Ontology annotation, molecular function: L-cystine transmembrane transporter activity. NCBI's taxonomy places the organism in Eukaryota, Metazoa, Chordata, Actinopteri, Gymnotiformes, Gymnotidae. Gene Ontology annotation, biological process: L-cystine transport.
CAUAUGACUCCAGCAACUGUCGCUUAUUUCACGGCGCUGUGUGUAAAUUAGCUGAUUCUUGUCAUAUGAUCAGGAAACGUGUUUUUUUCUUAUAGUGCUUGUAUGCGUAUCGCUUCAGUGUUUUAAAACUCAAAUAUAUGAUUGCUUUAAUCGACACGUUUGGGAGAACGACACGGAGAGGGAAGCCAGGCUCAGGUGUAACCUCGUGUUAAAAAUGACGGACAAAGGAGCUCUUGGAAUUUUUCUUGUGUCAGUCUGUGCGCUAGCGACUUAUUGUGAUGGAAGAGUGUCACUAAGUGCCGUGGACACUGUUGAUUUAGAAGAGAAACUUUCCAAAAACGUCACCAUUACAUCAAGUUCUUCUCUGAAUAUUACUGUUAACAUCUACUUUAAUAUUACAUAUUCCUCAAGAAAUGUUUCUUCAAUAAUUCAUCUUCCAGAAGAGGCUGUUUUGCCAGCUGGGAGAACAUCAACAUAUUUUGAAGUGCAAGCAGAGAAUGCUGGACAAGUGACUGUUUACCUGUACAGCAACAACACUUACAUAGACAGACACAAAUCUCGAAUACGAUUUUUGGUCAUCAGAAGUAAUGUUCUUGCAGUCAUCAACCAAAUUAUUGGCUGGAUAUACUUUCUAGCUUGGUCUGUUUCCUUUUAUCCUCAGGCAUAUGACAACUGGAAAAGACAGAGUGUGGUCGGCCUGAACUUUGAUUUUCUUGCUCUCAACCUCACUGGAUUUAUUGCAUAUAGUGUCUUCAAUAUUGGACUGUUUUGGAUACCUGAGAUAAAGGAAGAAUUCUUGAAGAAAGAUCCAAAUGGAGUAAAUCCCGUGGAAGCAAAUGAUGUGUUCUUCAGUGUGCAUGCACUGGUCCUUACUCUGGUCUAUAUCUUCCAAUGUAUUAUAUAUGAGAGGGGAGGACAAAAGGUAUCCAAGGUGGCCAUUUUUCUACUGGCAGUUGCAUGGGCCUUUGCCUUCAUCACACUUUUCGUUGCUAUUGGUCAGAAGAUCUCAUGGCUGGACUACCUGUACUACUUCUCCUAUAUUAAACUAGGUGUUACACUGGUUAAGUAUAUCCCUCAGGCUUACAUGAACUACCAGAGACAAAGCACAGAGGGCUGGAGCAUUGGCAAUGUGCUACUGGACUUCACAGGAGGCAGUUUUAGUCUCUUUCAGAUGUUCCUGCUGUCCUAUAACAACGGUAAUGACACACGUUAUUUUUCAAGACAUGGUUUUCAAGACUCACCCAGUAAUCUUUCUAACUUUGUUUUCUUUGCAGAUAAAUGGAAGAUUAUAUUUGGAGACCCAACCAAAUUUGGACUGGGCCUUUUCUCAAUAUUUUUUGACAUCAUAUUUAUAGUGCAGCAUUAUUGCCUUUAUCGCAAUAAAGGGCCAAAUUAUCAAAUACUGAGUAGUCAAGAAUAAAGAAUUAAACCUAUGAUCAUGUAGCUAAGAUCCAAAUAUAGAAAAUGCUGUAUAGUUGUGAGACCCUGUAUCUACCUCUUACACACUUUUCAAAUGAGAUUCAGAACAUGUGGGUGAUGAAGAAAAUCGCAAAGAUAUUACAAAGACUAUUUCUACAUUUAGAGAUGGUACAUGCAUUUUAUAUAAAACAUUUUGCUAUUAAAUAAGCUCCAGUAAAGUAAAUUCAAAGUAAAAUCAUGAAUUAUACUGUCAGUUGGAGUGAAAAUAAUAUAUUUUAUAACACAACCAUAUGUUCCUAUUUCAGUAACAGAUUAUUAAGUGUUAUGCUGACUGUUUUAAUCAUUGUUUAUAAAAAUAUUAUUUUGUGAA